AAAGGGCACAACUUCUCUCGAGGCCCAGACUUGCCUUACUUCUUUGUCCCAGCGAAACAAAGCCAUUCCCGUUUCGGCAGGUUCUCAUCUUUUUAACUGCUUUGGGGAUCUACCAGCUAAUUGAUCUGUACUGCGCUUUGCUGCUGCUUACUGGUUAGCAUUGGAUGCUGCUGCUUGCUGCCAAGGUGCCUAAGCCUUUUAUUUCUUAACUCUCUCUCCCCCCCCCUUUUCUUUACUGCUUCUUCUUCUUUCUUUCGUCUACCCUCUCAUCCACACACAUCUUCUUUUUGUAUAUCAACACACACAUCAAAAACCAUGAGUAUGCGACGAGGCACGGUGCGACGAGGUCCUACGAUGCGGGGUCGAGGCGGCUACCGUCCACCCAUUGGGCGUCAAAGUAUUAUUCGUAGCAACAACAACAACAACAGCGACGACGACGAAGAGUUUAUGGCCCUGAAUCGUGCCGACAAUGAUGUCGAGAUGGAACAAAUCGAGUUUAGCGAUGAGCAAAAGAGUAGCGGUAAUAGAACCAGUAUGUCGGAACGGCCUCUCUAUCAUCACGGCGACGAAACGUUUGGCGACGUGAUCAGUCACCCUAUCGAGCAGCUCCACGCCCACCGAGCCCGUAGAGAAACUUUCAAGCACGAUAUGCAAGCAUGGCGACAAAGUGUCCCACCAGGUGCUCCACCACCUCCCGAAGAAGAGGAAGAUUACGUUGUUGUUGUUCACUUUCGACAGUUACGCGGUAACCAAAGCUUCGCUUUAAAUCACGAGAAGGCUGAGGUGUUUGCGCGCAAGAUCAAGUUGACACCACAAGAGCGAAUCAAAUUUAAUGGCGUGCACGAUACUGACGGUCUGACAGCAUUCCUGUACAAAUCAAAACGCGAGUUCUCUAUCAAAAUUCACCACCACAAGUCCGAAUUCUCCUCAAAUCACCACGCGUCCGAGCAUUUCCAUGACUUGUCAAACCUUGAGCACAACCCUGAAAACUAUACAAUCGAAUUCAACGAAAACGUCUAUGUCGAAUUUAAGCCCAAGCGACACCAAUUCCAUGAUAUACUUCCUCCCGAGGCCACUCGACGGCCGUUCUUCCAACACCCCGAACCUGAUCUGAGUGCUGAUAUUGGCCAAGAAAAAGCCGCAUCGUGGCUCGAAUUGUUCUAUGAUCUGUUCUACAUUGCCACUCUUACUGAGUUCACACACAACCAUGUCAUCAAGGACUGGGCUUCGCUUGGAACAUAUACCCAAUGGUUUAUCAUCACCUGGUGGGCCUGGACAGCAAGCUCACUUUAUACGGCGCGAUUUGACACCGAUGAUGUUGUACAUCACAUCUGGAAAUUAAUUGAGAUGUGUGCAGUCAUUGCUAUGGCAGGCACGGCGGAACAUUUCUAUAGCUCACCAGCAUACGUCUAUGGCUACAUCGCACUCAAGGGCGUGCUCGUAUGCGAGUAUUCUAUAGUCUUUAUUGUGGCUCUGUUGGCCAGAUCCAAAUCCCGAAUCGCACUAGCUUUCUAUAUUGGCGCCAAUUUGAUCUCGAUCACGCUCUGGGCUGCCUCUCUGGCAAUUCUCGAUCAAGGCACACAUCGUAUUCUAUGGUAUCUCGGUAUUCUCACUGAACUUGUCGUCAAUGUCAUUAGUCGAAGCGACAAGGCCUUGUCUUGGGCUGCCAGCAACUUGGCCGAACGUUUGGGUUUAUUGACUUUGAUCGUUUUGGGAGAGAACUUGAUGGGUCUGAUUGCACUGGUGGCAAAGUCAGGCAUGAAUCCUUUGGUCGUAUUCCCAAACUUUAUGGCUGUCGUCAUCAUCUUCGGCUUCUUUUUCAUGUACUUUGAGGACUUCACCAAAGAGGUCUUUUUGGUCAACAAGCACCAUCAAGUCUGGGUCUACUUGCAUUUCCCUCUGCAUUUGUGUCAAGUCGCCUUUGGUAUUGCUUUAAUCGAUGUAUUGAAGGUAUAUCGAGGACAAAUGAUUGCUGCCGGUGUUAUUACCGAGGAAGAGGACCCAACUGAAAGUGAAAGUCAUGGUACAGAAGCAUCAGGCACUGAAAGCCAUGGAGCUACUGAAAGUAGUGGCACUAGCAGUGGGGACCAUGCCACAGAGAGCAGCGGCAGUACUAGUGACAGUACAGAAGCAGCAGCCCAUCGACGCGCAAGACGUGCCAUCGAAUCCGUAUACCCAUCAUUAUCAAACAACAAUAACGACAGCGAUGACACAACAACUCCUUCAUUCGAUCCAUUGGACAGCGAGCCUGCCAAGCUGAAACUCGACACCAUCUCAUCUUCAUCUUCAUCAUCAUUAUCCUCAUCCAAUAACAAACAACACCAUAUUGGUGGCUAUUUGACACUCUUCCAAUAUGCCAUCAGUGCUACUGCAUUAACAGCCUUACAAGCUCUCGAUAUUGCCAGCAGUCCAUUAUUAUCAUCAUCAUCCACAACAGAAGAGCCCACCAACAUUAGCAGCACCACCACUAAUUACCAUCAUUUCGCUAAACGAGCAGGAGGGGCUUUGGAUGUCAGCUUUACGGAUGAGGAGAAGGUGUUUAUAUAUAAGGUGUUUUUGAUCUGUGGUGGCUUGAUCCUUACCAUCAACUCGUUGAUCAAGAUGUUAAACACAAAAUUAGCUGACAAAUUCGGUAAAAUUAUCAUUGCAUCUCGUAUCAUCAACGCCAUCGUUUUAUGGAGCAUGUGUGCAUUACCGUUUUCCCAAUUGGAUGCUAUUGUACUCUUGUCUGUUAUGAUGGGAUCACUUAUUCUACAAGCUAUUGUGGACUUAUUAGAUUAAAAUUUCAAGUUGUAAAGUUUAUUUUUUUUUCUUACCCCCUCUAUUUGAAAAUGAUAUAAAAACAUAUACAGGGCUGUUUGCUUUCCUCACUGUUACCGUACUCUAUGGGUGGUAUAGCAUAUGACGCGGUAUUAAUUGUCUUAUU
Messenger RNA from Zychaea mexicana, 2926 nucleotides. Its product is annotated as bacterial low temperature requirement A protein-domain-containing protein. The coding region runs from base 316 to 2781 and encodes 821 amino acids. NCBI's taxonomy places the organism in Eukaryota, Fungi, Mucoromycota, Mucoromycetes, Mucorales, Lichtheimiaceae. The record is from RefSeq and is a predicted model, not a curated record. The transcript is spliced from 14 exons.